AUGGAGGGGUUAUUAAAUUGUCAAAAGGAUAUCUUUAAUAGAAUAUCAAAGGCUCAAAUAAACUUUAAAAAAUCUCCUAAAGAGCGAAUAACAGAGUCUUACGUAGAAACAAAACUUGAUAAUGUAGAACAGUUAUGGCUUGAGUUUAUUACUACACAUCAGCAAAUAAUUAAGGAAUAUAAAUGGGAAGAUAUACAGCGUAGUUUCUAUAUUAAAGAAGAUGUGUAUGAGAAAACUGAGGAAAUGUUUGUGGAUUAUAAAAGUUUACUUAAAAAAUAUUUAAAAUCAUUUAAUCAGAAUAAAGUAACAAGUGAUGAUAAAGGUUCCGGUUCUUCUAAGACCAAUAAUGGAUCCUCUUCUGCAGUCAAAUUACCCAAAAUUACUAUCCCAGCAUUUUCCGGACGAUAUAUAGAAUGGGCAACAUUCAGAGAUAUGUUUGUAUCGUUAAUUCAUUCCAAUGAGUCAUUAGAUGAUGUUCAAAAGUUACAUUAUUUAAAAGGACAUUUGACUGGAGAAGCGGAGCAGUUAAUAAGACAAGUUCCAGUAACAUCUGCAAAUUAUAAACAGUGCUGGGAACAGUUAGAGAAUAGAUACAAUAACAAACGAUAUUUAGCUAAUUGUAUUUUAAAGAGAUUAUUUAGCCAAAGGUCUUCAAAUAAUGAAUCGGCAUCCGCAUUAAAAGAUUUAUUAGAUACCACAACUGAUUGUAUGCACGCCUUAAAAAAUCUUGGAGUAGAUGUAAAUUCGUGGGACAUCAUUAUAAUACAUAUUGUUAAUUAUAAAUUAGACCAAGAGACACGCAAACAGUGGGAGCUGAAGAUAUCUGCUGAAAUUUCAAACGAUCUACCUACUUACAAUCAGUUUUCUGAGUUUCUACAAAGUAGAUUUAGAGCUCUAGAAUGUAUAGAACCGAGGCAGAAGUCUUCAAUUCCUAAUAGCGGAUCAUUUCCUAAAACAAAAACUUGUAUGCAUGUGACUACUAAUGUAGUUUGUGAAUUCUGUUCCGAACCUCAUAAAUUAUGCUUUUGUACGAAGUUUGCAAAAUUAGACUACAGUAAUCGUUACGAAUUUGUGGCAAAAAAUCGUCUGUGUUUUAAUUGCCUGGGCGGCAACCACUCUGUCAAGUCUUGCCAGAGUACUGUUAGUUGUAAAGUUUGUAAAAGAAAGCAUCACUCCCUCUUGCAUCCAACUGGUAAAAAACGUCCUGAGAUCUCAAGUUCUGUCAAUACAUCAAGUAAUGUUGAAUUAGUAACUAACGACGAUAAAGUUGAAACGGCUUUAGGUGAAUCGUCAUCUAGUAAUGUAGUGUCAUGUUUUUCGACGGGUCAAAUGGCAGCUCAUAGCCAAGUGUUGCUAGCUACUGCACUUAUACAAGUUGAUGCUUAUAAUAAUGAGAGAAGAUUGAUAAGGGCAUUGCUUGACCAAGGAUCGCAAGCAUCCUUCGUUACAGAAUCAACUGUUCAGUAUUUGGGAGUUAAGAAGAUUCCAGUGAGAGGGACUAUAUCUGGUCUGGAUGGAAACAAGAAUGUAACUGUCAAAUACAUGGUUCAACUAAAGGUACGUUCACGUGUUAAACCUGAAAUAGUAAUUAAUGUGCAGGCGUAUGUAUUAAAAACAAUUACCACGUUACUACCAAGCAAAAAGGUAAUUGAAUUAGACUGGUUAGAUUUAAAUGGAAUUCAGCUAGCAGAUCCACAAUAUCAUACUCCUAACAAAAUACAUAUUUUGUUAGGAGCUGAAGUGUAUGGGCAAAUUAUUGAAGAUGGGUUAAAACGGGGACCUCGAGGCUUACUAGUAGCUCAAGCUACGUCACUGGGAUGGAUACUUUCUGGGACUGUCGAUGAGAUAUCUAACUCAGAUACUAAUAUUGUAGCCAUGCAUUUAUGUACAGAUGACAAUAAUCUCCUCAAGAAAUUUUGGGAGAUCGAGAAUGAUCCUCAUUCAUCAAAACGAAUUUUGACAGAAGAAGAAACUUUUUGUGAACAAAUAUAUAUGGAGACCACACAACGAGAUAGUACUGGAAGAUACAUCGUGAAGCUUCCUUUUAAGUAUGAAAAUCGUCACAUGGAGAAGAUACCUGAAACAGAAAAGAGUAAUCAAUUAAGUUUUUACUUACCUCAUCACGCGGUCGUUAACAACAACAAGGAUACGACAAAGGUUCGUGUCGUAUUUGAUGCUUCUGCAAAAAACAAAAAUGGCGUUUCAUUAAAUGACAUUUUAAUGAUAGGGCCAAGACUGCAGCCUGAAUUACGCCAUUUAAUCAUGCGAUGGAGAAAACCUAAAAUAGUCCUAGCUGCUGAUAUUAACAAAAUGUACCGUCAAGUCAAAGUGUAUGAUCAAGAUGCAGACUACCAACGUGUGCUUUGGUAUAAUAAUAAAAAUGGACAAAUACAAGAUUACAGAUUAAAAAGACUUACCUUUGGUACGGCGGCUGCUCCCUACUUAGCAGUGAAAACACUGCAACAAGCUGCAGUAGACGAAGGUAUAAACUAUCCAAAUGUAGCUGAAAGGGUAAAAACUGAUUUUUAUAUGGAUGAUCUUUUGACGGGGUGUGAUACAGUAGAAGAAGGUGCUAUUAUUUAUGAAGAAAUGAAUGAGCUAUUACGAAGAGGAGGGUUUGAAUUACAGAAGUGGAUGACUAAUAGUGAGGAGUUGUUAAAUAAAAUCAAGCAAGGAAAGGAAGAAACACAUGAAGGGUUCAAGCUAAAAUUAGAUGAAGUAGUUAAACUCUUAGGACUUACCUGGAAUCGAUCAGCAGAUGUCUUUCGGUACUCGGUAAAUCUUCCUCCGGAAUCUGGGCCUGUAACAAAAAGAAAGAUUAUUUCGGAAAUAGCAAAAAUAUUCGAUCCGCUAGGUUGGGCAGCUCCUAGCGUGAUCAUAGCAAAGGUAUUAAUUCAAAGGCUUUGGAUUUUAGGAGUAGGAUGGGAUGAUGAAAUUCCAAAUAAUAUAAUUAAUGAGUGGUGUACUUACCGCAAAGGCUUGUCUCAAUUGAAGAAAAUUGAUAUACCAAGAUGGUAUGGAUCUCAAUUCACAUCCUCACAAGUCGAAUUGCAUGGCUUCUCAGACGCGUCGAAGAUAGCGUAUGCAGCUGUAGUUUAUAUACGAUUAAUAGAUGAACAGGUGCUUCUGACUCGACUAUUAGUCGAAAUAGCAGAGAUUAUAGGUGUAUCGAAGACUGAUAUUAGAGCUUGGACAGACUCUACGGUAGUAUUAGCGUGGUUGAAUAGCCAUCCGAGCAAAUGGCAAACUUUUGUUGCUAACAGGGUAUCCGAAAUUUUGUCAACUUUAGAUUCUCAACAAUGGGCACAUGUAACUUCAAGUCAAAAUCCUGCCGAUUGUGCGUCACGAGGAGUUAGUCCAUUGGAUUUAUGGCAAAAUACGAGAUGGUUCAAUGGACCGGAGUUUUUAUAUAAACACGAAGUGCAAUACGAAAGGCCGAAGAGCAUUGUUACACAUUUAGAAGAAUGUAAAGUUCACGUAAGUGUCACGGAAACUACAAUUUGGGAUCGGUAUAAUUCUUUAACAAAAUUAAUUCGAGUGGUCGCGUAUUGUAAACGUUUUCUGAACCGGCGGAACAAUCAGGAGAGAUCAAACACUGCUUUUCUUUCAACUAAGGAAUUAUCUGGUGCUUUAGAAACAUGUAUCAAGGUUUGUCAAAUGCAAAGUUUCAGUGAAGAGAUAGCGCAUAUUAAUAGAAAUAAAGAGUACAGUACAAUUAAAGGCCCACUGAAGUCCUUGAAUCCUUAUAUUGACAAUCUUGGAAUUUUACGUGUUGGAGGACGACUCGAACAAUCCCAACUCAAUGUAGACGCCAAACAUCCAAUAUUAUUGCCAAAAAGGUCAUCCUUGACGCAUCUUAUUAUUGCUGAUGCCCAUAUGAGAACGUUACACGGAGGUCCGCAACUUAUGUUAGCCUUUAUCGGAACUAAAUAUUAUAUUUUGAGCGCGAAAUCAUUAGUUAAGGCGUAUGUUCGCAAGUGUGUCAAAUGUAUGCGCUACUCUGCCGGUACUUCUACCCAGUUGAUGGGACAACUACCCACAGCAAGAGUGUCGCCAGGAAGACCUUUUCAGUGCAGUGGCAUUGAUUAUGCAGGACCUAUAAAUAUUAGAACUACAAAAGGUCGCGGACAUCAUUCUAUGAAGGGGUAUAUUUGCCUUUUUGUAUGUAUGACCACAAAAGCCGUUCAUCUUGAGGUAGUUAGUGACCUUACCACACAAGGAUUCUUAGCUGCUUUCAGACGAUUCGUUGCUCGCAGAGGUUUAUGUACAGACGUGUGGAGUGACAAUGGGACUAAUUUUGUCGGUGCCGCCCGCGAAUUACGAACAUUGUUUGCUGCAGAAAAUAAAAACAUUGCAAACGAGGUCGCUGAAAUUUUAGCCACGCAAGGAACAACGUGGCAUUUUAUCCCACCGCACUCACCUAAUUUCGGAGGGAUCUGGGAAGCCGGGAUAAAAUCCACUAAAUUCCAUCUAAAGCGAUUAGUUGGCAAUUUGACUUUGACAUACGAGGAGUUAUCUACAACUUUGGCUCAAAUAGAAGCGUGCUUAAAUUCACGUCCUUUGACCAGAAUAGAUUCAGAUCAAGAUACAAUUGAUGUUUUGACGCCGGGGCAUUUUCUUGUUGGUGGUCCAUUGCUAACCGUUCCAGAUCACAAUUUUGAAAAGUCCAAUAUUUCUAGUCUUCAAAGGUGGCAGUUGAUACAGAAGGUGACACAAACUUUUUGGAAACGGUGGUCUCAAGAAUACCUUACAAGGUUUCUUCAUCGGUAUAGGUGGUCAUAUCAAAAGCCAGAACCUGAAAUUGGGGACAUAGUUUUAAUAAAAGAAGACGACUUACCUCCUUGUCGAUGGCUACUCGGACGCGUAAUUGCCAAACAUCCGGGUAAAGAUAACAUCACGCGAGUAGUGACUAUACGAAAUCAGAAUUCAGUAUUCAAACGCCCUGCAUCCAAAUUAUGUGUGUUACCAGUUACUGAAUAA
This is a messenger RNA of Galleria mellonella (greater wax moth), 4980 nucleotides long. RefSeq lists its product as uncharacterized. Lineage: Eukaryota; Metazoa; Arthropoda; Insecta; Lepidoptera; Pyralidae. Bases 1 to 4980 code for a protein of 1659 amino acids. The transcript is spliced from 3 exons. Gene Ontology annotation, biological process: DNA integration. The record is from RefSeq and is a predicted model, not a curated record. Gene Ontology annotation, molecular function: nucleic acid binding.